This is a messenger RNA of Durusdinium trenchii, 384 nucleotides long. The record is from the annotation of a GenBank genome assembly. NCBI's taxonomy places the organism in Eukaryota, Dinophyceae, Suessiales, Symbiodiniaceae.
AUGCAGGAGGAAUCCGGGCGCUUGCGCCGGGAAAACAAGCGCUUGGAACGAAGCUAUCAUCAAGCUGGUUUGGAGGAGCGGCGCGUCGCAGAUCUCGCUCGUUCUCAGCCAGGCACCUCCGAGCAGAAGCUCGCGUCGCUCAAGGCGGCAUGUGAGAGGCUGGAGCUGGAGAAUGAACGUUUGAAGCAGGAUUUGGAAGCAGGACAAGCAGAUCUCAGCAGUGUGCGAGAUGUUGUUGCUCACGCAGCACCCAGUCGUCACCAAAGGUCUUCACCAUCCAUCGGCAUGGGUCAUAACAAGGUGGUCGCAGCAGCGAGCAGCGACUCAGCAACCAGGCUUCAGCGGGACAGCAGCAUGCCUCUUUUGAGACGCAGCUUUUGUUGA